GAGAGGUGGUGGAACUGGCGGAGGCAGUGGGACCAGCCCGGCUCCCGCAAUCCUGGGGCGCGGUGCGGGGAUGGGCGGGCGCUCAGCGCUGUGCUUCUCGCCUGCUGGUUAGGCGGAGCAGGCUGAGAGCCGCGCGUCUGCGCGCGAGACCCCGGGGUCCCGCCGCCCGCGGUUUCUCGCGCUGCGCUCGCUCCGCCACACUCCGCCGCUGGGGUGGGCAUCCCCAGACAUGAGCGCCCCCGCAACGCUGCCCCCCGGGGGCGAAGAAGGGCUCGAGACCACCUGGCCCCCGGCGGCGAACGCUAGUCGCGUCCCGGCAGAGGAAGAGGAGGAUACGCGGUCCGACGGCACCGGGACGGCUGGCAUGGUCACCAUCCAGAGCAUCUACGCGCUAGUGUGCCUGGUGGGUCUGGUGGGCAACGCCUUGGUUAUCUUCGUGAUCCUUCGCUACGCCAAAAUGAAGACGGCCACCAACAUCUACCUGCUCAACCUGGCCAUCGCCGAUGAGCUCUUCAUGCUGAGCGUGCCUUUUGUGGCUUCAUCAGCCGCCCUGCGCCACUGGCCCUUCGGGUCGGUGUUGUGCCGCGCGGUGCUCAGUGUGGACGGCCUCAACAUGUUUACUAGUGUUUUCUGUCUGACCGUGCUCAGUGUGGACCGUUACGUCGCGGUGGUGCACCCUUUGCGAGCCGCCACCUAUCGGCGUCCUAGUGUGGCCAAGCUGAUUAACUUGGGCGUGUGGUUGGCGUCCUUGCUGGUCACCCUGCCCAUUGCGGUCUUCGCAGACACCAGGCCGGCUCGGGGCGGCCAGGCAGUGGCUUGCAACCUGCACUGGCCUCACCCGGCCUGGUCGGCAGUCUUCGUGGUCUACACCUUUUUGCUGGGCUUCCUGCUGCCGGUUCUGGCCAUUGGCCUGUGCUAUCUGCUCAUUGUGGGCAAAAUGAGAGCCGUGGCACUGAGGGCUGGGUGGCAGCAGCGGAGGCGCUCGGAAAAGAAGAUCACUAGACUAGUGCUGAUGGUAGUGGCAGUGUUUGUGCUCUGCUGGAUGCCUUUCUAUGUGGUACAGCUCCUGAACCUGUUUGUCACCAGCCUUGAUUCCACUGUCAACCAUGUGUCCCUCAUCCUCAGCUAUGCCAACAGCUGUGCCAACCCCAUUCUCUAUGGCUUCCUCUCUGACAACUUCCGUCGCUCCUUCCAGAGAGUUCUCUGCCUGCGCUGCUGCCUCCUGGAUGCUGCUGGGGGCGCUGAGGAAGAGCCCCUGGACUACUAUGCCACUGCUCUCAAGAGUAGAGGUGCGGCAGGAUGCAUAUGCCCCCCACUCCCUUGCCAGCAGGAGCCUGUUCAAGCAGAACCCAGCCGCAAGCACGGUGCCCUCACUGGGAUCACCACUUUCUGAAGACCCUUCUCACCUUCCACCCAGCCUGGCCACCUCUUUCAGGGACUGCACCACCUGUACAGCCCAACAACUGCACCUCCUGGAUGCUCACCUAAAGAACAACCACCUGUUCCCACUUAAGCCCUCUCCUCUCAGCAGUGUGUGACAUCCACAAGAGCACUGAACUCCUCUACUGUUCCCCUCUCCCCAGGACUCUGGCUUUCAGGAGAACGCCUUAAUGGGGGUAGGACUUCUCUGGGAACUGGGCUAGGGUGUUGAUCAUUUUGGAGCCUCUUUCUAUUUUUGGAGGGAUGGGAAGCAGGAGGUGGCCAUAGGGGAAUAGCCACCUGUGUGUGACUUAUUGCAGUGACUGCUUGGAAGAGGAAUCAGAAAGGUAGAGGCAGGCAGUAGCCCUUGCUUUUAGCAGGCUUUUUGCCUUGUGAUGGGAAUCUAGCAUGUGCAGAGAGAGAAGCAAGGAAGAACACUUCCAAGCAUAUUCCCUUUGCCUGUUCCUGGGCUCCUGUUGCUAAGUGAGAUUUCUGUGCAACAGCCUGAGGCACUUGUUCUGUGUACCACCUCCCCACCAUCCCCUGACCUGACACCUGCUUGUAAUCAUAAGUGUCCAGAUUGGUAUCCAGGGCUAGUAGCAGGUUUCCUGUGAGUGAAAAAGGUUUGUAAAGACAUGCUGCAGGGUUUGCUACAAGGCAUAAAGCCAGGUCAGUAAUAAAAACGCAGAGGAUAAAAUCACAGCUAGCUCCUAUGAUGUGUUUCCUCCCCCCAUCCUUGGGUGUGGGAAUGUGAGACCUCAUUAUAUCCCCAAUUUAUACCAUGGUGGAAAAUGGGAGGGGACAGGAAAAGAACAGAGUGGAGGGAAGUCAGCCCACAUUUUUAAAGAGGAGCAGCUCUGUCACUCACUAUUUGAAAAUAUCGACAUUCAGCUAAAACAUCAGCAGGAUGUAGCUAUUAAAUGCAGACUGAACACAGUAAAAGGCUGUGACUUUGUGUCUGGUAGGUUAACCAAAGCGUGGGUUAUUUUUUUGCUAAAACGAAAAGGCUGCUUGUAAGCAGCUUUCCCUCUGAUAAAAGCAGAGCAAGGGGCUGAGAAAAUACUUGUAACACUUAGGUUGGUAUCUGGAGUGAGAAUAUGUGAUUAUACAGGGUCUGAAGUGCUUUUUGGGAGACCCCCCCCACCUGGCUUAACCUAGCAAAAGAUACUUUUAGGUUUGUUUGGGACUGUCCUGAUGAGCCAGAAAGAUAUGUCAGGUGGGAGGGGGAAGAACAGUCCAAGGGUGAGCCCCUUUGUAUUUCAGAGUAUCCUUGGAGCAAGUGCUCACAGCUUCCUGGCAGAGGUCUUUAAGAGAAAACACCCUGGUCCUCUCAGCCUUACAGUCUUAAAGUCAUGACUGAGUGUCUCCUAGGGCAGCUAGGACAUGUUCCAGAAAUGGGUACAGGGGAGCUGCUUGGAGACUAAUGAGGGUCCACACAGGGCCAGGAGGCAGGGCAAGAAGCCCAGAUCCAGGUGCCUACUGCCACCUGGAUCUUGGCUUCUCUCUAAGAGCCUGUAAAAGCAGGUGAUGGCACUCUCCUGAGGAUUCUGCACAGGAGCCAGAGUUUUAUGUGAUAUGAGCAUCUCGCUGGUAUGCAGAAUCACGUAAGAGAGCCGAGUUCUGGUCUCAAGCAAAAAUGUCAUAAAACUCAGGCAGAGAACUCAACCCCUGAUCUUCAGAGUUCCCACCUGGAAAAUCAACAGGUCUUUCUAGUACUGGCACAGGAUGACUCCUGGGGAUUUCACUUUAUACUUUUUUUUUUUUUAACCUAUGAGACUAUAGAUUCCACUUCUUUCUUUUAAAAUUAAAAAAUAAGAGUCUUUAGGUCAACUGUCUUUGGACAUGUAACCGCUGGAUACUUAAUGACUCUCCAGCCCUCCUUGUCUACCUAGCCCUCCAAAUUGUCAGCCAGCAGAAUGCUCAAAGAGUGUCAAUCAGCAUUGGCUGAUGUGGAGGGCUAGGUAGUCAAGGAGGGCUGGAGGGUCAUUAAGGUCUGCACAUUCUGGUGAUCUUCAUCUACCCCAGAUAUGAACAAGUCUCCACUGUAUUCUAGAGCCUUUUGAUCCCACACACAUGUAUAGGCACAUGCACACAUGCAGCACACACAUAUAUGCACAGACACCAGCAGCUAUCUCUAACUUGUCUGUACGCUCCAGAAUCACCCUGGGCAUCCAGAAUCAGUCGGUUCCCAAGUCUGUGCCUCAUGUAACCAUAAUUUCUUUAACAUCUUUAAAACUGAACUAUUUCUUUGUUCCCCAGUGCCUGGUGGGGACACUUUAUAAAUGUGCUUAGACCACACUGCAAGAACCACACAGAUUGAUGGCAAUGAAGUGUAAGGUUCCUGGCACUGGCAACAAUGAGUCAUAGUAAUACUCAUCCAUAGCUGCCCAGAUUACAACAGAAUUGGACACAUUCCAUAUUUAAAACACAGCCUUUUAACUUAGGUGAUGAUGGUGAUGGAAAGGCAGCUUCCAGAGAUGGGGAGGAAGUCACCAGCAACAGGGACCUCAGCUACCGCCUGGAUCCAUGAGCAGAGAUUUAAGCUCACUAAGCCUCCGUUGUUUCUUGCUUGAAAUAUGCACAAAGUGAUGUUUUUGAGUUUUGAGCUCUUCCCAGACAUAAACUCUUUUCUUAUACACUGGAGAGAUGGAGAGAGUGGUAGGCAGCAUUCUUUCAUACUUAACUCUCUUUCCAUCACUUGUGAAACGUGUAUUCACACUGCCCUCCACACUUUAGUAAUAAAUCUUGCAGGGGCAGAAGGAGAUUCCUAUUGACUAUUCUCUUCAUUAGCUGCAGAGCCUUUUUUCAAUUCUCAGGGCUGAACACCUGAACAGCACCAAGACAUCCUGAGCAUGGGUUUGGAGUCCUGCCACUUUGAGCUAGUGGCCAUCAAUCCCAAGAUCCUUGUAACAACUGGUUGUACAACCUUGUCCCUCUUCUUUAUGUGCAAACCUGAAGUGAAUUAAAGUCACUGAGCUGGGUCCUGAAAGCCACUUACUUUUAUAUUCCACAGACUUGGAGGUAGCAAAGGAGGUGCACUUUGAUGAUGGUCUCCCUCUGCUUGCUAGGACUAGAAUUCACAGUUUAAGAUUUAAACAUGAAUGGGAAUAUUUUCUGUCUCAGGUACAAACAGCCUUUGACCCACCCUUCAAUACAUCAGAGAAUUUGCUUUGCCUUUAAAUUGCCUUUAAUUUAUUGUACUAUUGCAAGCCAGAUGUUCAGCUAUCCCAGACAGUAGAGAAAAUGGUAUUUGAACUUGACAGAUGAAUUUCAUCAGAGCUCUUGACCAGUUAGUUGGCACUCUAUCUUUGAGCAAAGAGAGAUAGCAUUUCACUCUCAUGUUGAAAUUUCUGGAUGCACAUCCAUUAAAAAAUAUCAUACCUGGCAUUCCUCAGGUCCCAAAGGCUGAUACAAAGAAAAAAAAAACAAAUGUGGCAUAUUUUUGCUAUGUUGCCUCAGAAACCUAAUGUGAAUCCUAGCAAAUUUCAGCACUGAAACUCUUCUCUCAUGAGUUAUAGGUUAUGAAUCACUCCCAUUUUUCACUUUAUCAUUUCUAAGGAUGUGACAGCAUAGCUUCAAAUUUCUUAAGCUCAAAUGUCAGAAUCUUAAGGCUGUGUUGGCUGUGACACCUCUAUAUGAUAGUCAAGAUUACACCCUGAAUCUGAAAACUUCGCUCUGUAGUUCUGUGUGCAGAUCGGGUGCCCUUGGACAGUGAGCCAAGUACUUCUCUCAGGCAAGGUAAUCAACUUCAAGAUAACACAAUGAAUCUACAGAGGCAGGAGCCCAGACAUUAUAGAGUGUGGAGAUUAGUGUAAAAGGUAGGCAUUCAUCAAAUGACCACGGAAGUGAAGGUGCAAUUCCAUUCUUAGCUGAAGUAAAACAGAUACAGGAAGGAAUCUGGCUUUUAUGAAAUGAUAUAAUAAAGACUUCCCUAGUAUCAGAGCAGGUAUCCCUGGAGAAGGUCGCUGGAAACACCCUCCUUCAAAGAACAUGUGGGAAUUAACAAGGAGAGGAAGGAUGUGCAGUGCAGGAUUCUAAGCAGAGGGAGCAGCAUAUGCAAAGGACCUGCAGUGGGAACUAUUAAAAUGUCUUCAUGUAACUGAAACAGAUUCAACAGUAGCUGGGGAUGCUGGUUCAUCUGGAGGUGCUGGCAGAUACAAAGGGGGAAAAGUCUGUCCAGCAGCAUCUUAAGGAUUUAGUACUUUGUCCCAAGAGCCAAGGAACAGCAGUGACAAACUCUAGUGAGAGUGCUGGGGAUAUAGCUCAGUUGGUAGAGUGCUUGCCUCACAUGCACAAGGAUCUCAGUUCAAUCCCAGCACCACACACAUUAAAAAAAGAAAAAAACCCUCUAGUGAGAGAUUUGGGUCUAUGUGGCAAGAGAAGUCCUUCAUGGGGUCUUGUAUCCUUGCACAAUUGGGGCACAGGUGUCUCCACUUUUCCGGAAGGGAUUAGCAGGAUGAUGUCAUUUUUUAAAAACUUCAUUAACUUUGAAUCGACUGAAAAUCAGAGUUCCCAGCCUAAUGGGAUUGACUUAAUGUCUAACUGCAGAAGGCUACCCCAGGUCAUUGCUGUCACCGAAUGGACAUGCACCAGAGAAGGUGAGAGAAUAGACCAGGGACAAGUCCCAGCUCUCCCACUUGGCAGCUUUGCAUGACUCCUGGAAAGCAUCGUGGCCCUCUGGAGAGGGCAGAACAACAAUAUUCAACAAAGGUGCUCUUCUGCCUGGCUCAGAGGAGCAAAGCUCACCAAAUCACAGAUGAAGAGGAACCUGGAGUGUUACCAAGAUUGUGUGUGUGUGUGUGUGUGUGUGUGUGUGUGUGAGAGAGAGAGAAAGAGAGAGAGAGAGAGAGAGUAAUCAUUUAAAUUAGUCUUUCCAUAGCCAUUCUGAACAGACUGUGAUUCCUUUUAAAUCUAUUUUUAUUCAAAUCUAAUUUGCAUAUGGUAAAAUUUGCUGUUUUUAGGUGUAUAGUUCUAUGAAUUUUGACAUGUAGUUAUGAUUCUGUAGCUGCCACCCCAAUCAAGAUAGGGACUAUUUCUGUCACCAGCUACUUCCUACUCAGUGACUUUCAGUUGCAGUCUGAGGAGGGGGGGGCACAGAACGCAUUGGGAGAACCGGAGGGGUAUAGAAUUGGGAUGAUGCUUUCCCAAUGUCCAGCAAAUUUCCCUCAUUAUACCAUUCCUUGAACUCCUACCACCAGCCUGAGGAGUCUCAACCCUUUGACUCAGGAAGAUGCUGCUUUCAUUUUCUAAAUUAGAUUUUUGUUUUUGGUUUAAGCACUGAGCUACAUCCCCAAACCUUAUUUUGAAACAGGGUCUCACUAAGUUGCUUAGGGCUGGCCUUGAACUUGGGAUCCUCUUGCCUCAGCCUCUCAAACAACUGGUAUUACAAACAUGUGACACAAUGCCCUGCCAUCUCCUGCACAUAUUCGGGCAAGGGCUUGUUUCUGGGUUUGUGUCCCCUCCAGUUUUACCUUUGUUUUCUAUGGUUGCUUACCAUGCUCUGGAGAGUUGCUGACAAACUGAAAAAAAAGAAGCCAGGACUCACCCCAGGCCUUUCCUAGGGUUUCCUUUCUUCUAGAAUUACAUGUUAAUUUAUUUCCACAGGACCACCUCUUAGGUGAAAAUAUGAGAAGAAAGAUGGGAGUCAGAUCUUAGCAAAGAAACACACACACACACACACACACACACACACACACACAAUGGUGCUUGGGGUUUAUAUCAUGAUUUCCAAACAAAUGCAUUAAAAAGAGGACUCUUAUUAUAAGGGAGAUGGUGCCCGAGAAUUCAGAUGUCCAGUAUCUUUGUGGAAGGUGGAGUCCCUCUUCUCAGGGCAGGAGACUGGAGGGAGAAGGGAGAAUUAGGGGGGCUGUUGAAAAGCCCAUCUCUUCCUUACUGAGUAGGAUGAACGAUUACCAAGGCAGGGUAAAUUAGUAGUUGGGGAUGACCCCAGAGGGGGAUAUGAAGAGAACAAUAUUAGAGAUGCUGCCAUGGUUGGAAAAUAUAAAAAAGAAGAUUCCUAUAGCAGCAUAAUAAUGGCUGUGAAAUGUCGUGUGUGUGUGUGUGUGUGUGUGUGUGUGUGUGUGUGUGUGUGUGUAUGAUGGUGGUGGUGGGGAUAGAACCCAGGGCCUUGUGCAUGCAAGGCAAGCACUCUACCAACUAAGCUAUCUCCCCAGCCCUGAAAUUUCCUAUUUUAACAGGAAAUCUCUGAAUCCUUGCACACCAUCACCCUUAUAAUAACAGGUUGCAGGCAGAGGUUCAAGGAAACUCUGGCCUAUAGCCUAAAUGGCAUGAUGGUUACAGACCCCAACUUUGAAUCCUAGUGCUUUUCAUUAGAUCACUGAAGCCCUCUGCUGUCUGCUCCCCCACCCUAAUUCACUUUGAGUGAUCAGAUCCCCAGGGUUCUUUUGUCUUUUGCAAUCACACUUUCAAAACAGGCUGAAAAGGAUAUUGAUUCAUUUAGAAUCUGAUGUUAAAACAAUGUUUAGUUUUUCCUGGGAGAGGAAAUGGACUGUUUGCCAACAUUGGAACCUGCUGACCAUGAAUAAAUGAAGGAAGGACUCACUUGAUACAAAAAGAUAGUCCAGAAACCAGGCAUUCAUUCUGGAAUAGGAAGAAAGAAGAACUGGGUAUUGCCUGUAUUACUUUAUGUAGAAAUACCUGCAUGCAUCCAGGAUAUAUUUUGGGAACUCCCCACCAAGUCAAGACCAUGAUAAAAAUAUGCUUUUAUAUUC
This is a messenger RNA of Ictidomys tridecemlineatus (thirteen-lined ground squirrel), 8150 nucleotides long. RefSeq names its product somatostatin receptor 4 (gene Sstr4). Lineage: Eukaryota; Metazoa; Chordata; Mammalia; Rodentia; Sciuridae. Gene Ontology annotation, molecular function: somatostatin receptor activity; neuropeptide binding. Gene Ontology annotation, cellular component: neuron projection; plasma membrane. Gene Ontology annotation, biological process: cellular response to glucocorticoid stimulus; neuropeptide signaling pathway. The record is from RefSeq and is a predicted model, not a curated record.